AUGUCGAGAAUUUCCUAUGCUAGAGUCCUUGUAGAACUGGAUUUACUUGCUGAUCUCAAAUCUUCUAUUGUCAUUAACUUACCGAAUGGAGCCACUCUGAAUCAACCGGUGAUAUAUGAGACAUUUCCUAGAUUUUGCAAGUUGUGUAAAGUCCUUGGGCACAACACGGGAACUUGCACCUCCCACCCUGUCCCGGUGGUGGCAAGACCUAUGGGCAAGAACAACCAUCCACCUAUAGUUGCCAACAGAGGUCGCAAUGUUUUUGAUCACUUAGGGUCUGUUGCAGAGCCUAACCUUGAGAAAACUAAAGGCCAGAUUGGGGAGUCUUCCCAUAAUUAUGACCCUAUGACCACCGAAGCUGCGGUGGCCACUGAUGGAUGGGAAAUUGUUAAAAGCAAGAAAGCAAGGAAAUCUCUUGGCAUACCUGUUAGUGCCACACCUGCAGCUGAUCAGGAGGUAUUUGUACCUCUAUUUGCAACCUCCCCAUCAUCAAUAAUGGGAAAGAACCAGUUGGAGCAGUCCCAUACAGGAAAGAUUCUAAUGUGGUUCCUCUGGAAUGUCAGAGGGCUUAACAGUCCUCUGAAACAGCAUGAGCUGGUUCGUCUCAUGCAAAAACAUAAAUUUGAUGUAUGUGGUCUCCUGGAGACCAAAUUGUCUUCUUCCAAGCUUCAGUUUAUGCACAGGUUUCGGCUGAAGCGCUGGAAACUAGUCUCUAAUGUGGAAGCUGCUAGCACUGCUAGAGUCAUUGUGUUAUGGAAUCCUUCUACUGUUCAUGUUGAUGUGCUUGAUUCUUCUCCCCAGUGUAUUCAUGUUUCCAUUCGAUGCUUAUCUUCUCAUCUUACUUUUGCUGCUUCAUUUGUUUAUGGUUACAAUACCAUUUCUGGGCGUAGAACUCUGUGGGAUGGCCUCAAAUCUUGGGCUUCAACUGGUCCCUGGCUUGUGUUGGGAGAUUUCAACUCCACUCUUUCUCAGGACGACAAAUAUAAUGGUGAACCGGUCUCUUCCUAUGAAUUCUCUGAUUUCAGAGCAUGCUGCUCAGAGCUUGGGCUUUCAGAUCUAAACUACACUGGCUGUCAUUAUACUUGGUCUAAUGGGACUGUUUGGACUAAAAUUGAUCUUGUUCUAGCCAAUCCUUCAUGGAACAAUCUUCAGCUCACUUCUCAUGUGCAUUUCCAACCUCCAGGAGCUUUCUCUGAUCACCAUUGGUGCGUUCUUCUCUCAGAAGCUGAAGUGCACUUUUUCAAGGACAGUGAUAGAGGUACAAGUUUCUUUCAUGCUUUGAUGAGCCACAGACAUAGGAAAAGCUUCAUUUCUGCUCUCCAGUGUAGCAACGGGGAUCUAACUACUACUAUAGAUGAAGUUGGUGCUGAAUUUAUUCAUUUCUAUCAGAGUCUUCUUGGCACCUCCUCGGCUAUAUCUCCUAUUGAUGAGGAAGUUGUUCAUAGUGGCCCUUGUCUGGAUACUAAUCAAUCUGAUUUUCUUCUAGCUCCUGUCACCAAUGAAGCCAUCAAGGAAGCUCUCUUCAGUGUUGGAAACAAUAAAGCUCCUGGUCCUGAUGGAUUCUCUUCUCUUUUCUUCAAACAGUCUUGGGAUAUUGUGGGAGCUGAUUUCUGUGCGACAGUCAAGGAUUUCUUUUCCUCUGGUCGGAUUCUAAAGCAGAUCAACCAUUCCAUUAUUGCUCUGGUUCCAAAAUCUGCUAAUGUUAAUUCUGCAAAUGACUUUCGGCCCAUUUCAUGUUGCAACGUGGUUUACAAAGUCAUCUCCAAAAUUCUUGCAGGAAGGCUAGGAUGUGCCCUCCAGGGCAUCAUUAAUCCAGCUCAAAAUGCUUUCCUUGGUGGGAGAAGCAUGAUUGAUAACAUUAAUCUGACUCAAGAAUUACUUCGGCAUUAUGGUAGGAAGAGGACCUCCCCCCGAUGCCUCAUCAAAGUUGACUUCAAGAAAGCAUUUGAUUCGGUGCAAUGGCCUUUUCUCAGAGCUCUCCUCCAUCUGUUAGGCUUUCCCCAGAGAUUUGUUCAUCUGGUGAUGCUAUGUGUGGAAACCUCCUCAUACUCUGUUGCUGUUAAUGGCAAUCUUUAUGGUUUCUUCCCUGGAAAAUAUGGAGUUCGACAAGGUGACCCUCUCUCUCCCUAUCUAUUCCUAAUAUAUAUGGAAUACUUCUCCCGUAUGCUGGGAAUGGCCAGUCAACAGCAAGCUUUUCACUUUCACCCAAAGUGUGCGCCUCAUCAUAUUUGUCAUCUUGCAUAUGCUGAUGACGUUCUCUUAUUAUGCCAAGGGGAUUGUUCUUUUGUCCAAAUUCUGGUUGAGCAGCUACAUGCUUUUGGCCGAGCUUCAGGACUUCAUACUAAUGCAUCGAAAUCCUUUAUAUAUUUUAGUGGUGUUGGUGACAGCUUGAAACAAACUAUCCUCCAAGACUCUGGUUUUUCGGAAGGUAGCUUUCCUUUCAAAUACCUUGGGGUCCCCCUCAGCCCUCACAGGCUUCUGGCUAGCCAGUUGUAUCCCCUCCUGCAUCAACUUGAAACUGCUAUUCAAAGCUGGAUGGGCAAAAACUUAUCCUAUGCUGGGCGGCUGGAACUAAUUGGCUCUGUUUUAUUUGGAAUGGUUCAAUUUUGGCUUAGUAUCUUUCCCAUGCCAGAGAGUGUUAUCAAUCAAAUUACUUGUAUUUGCAGGAACUUCCUUUGGACUAGUAGUACAGUCAGGAAUAUGUCUGCAUUGGUUGCUUGGAAGAACGUCUGCCUGCCAAAAGCUAAAGGAGGUCUUGGUCUAUAUGACAUUAAAGCAAGGAACAAUUGCUUUCUUGUGAAGCAGCUAUGGAAUAUUCAUAUGAAAGCUGACUCUAUUUGGAUUCGUUGGAUGUCUUGGUCUCUUCGCAUGGUGGAGUUGGGAUUGCUCUGUUUCUGCAUGGUGAUUCCACGUCUCUUCAUCAAGGAGUCAAUGUUGGAUGCUGCUCUUGUCUGGGGUGGACGUGCAUGGUUCCCCGUAUCUGCAUGGUCUCUGCAUGGUCUUUCAUUUAAUUUGGCUGGGUGGAAGCUUCUGAUUGGCUAUGGUUCAUUCUCUGGAUGUGAUGAUGAAAGGGCUCUGCAUGCACUUGCAUGUGGCCUUAUUUGCUUGCCAUCUGUCUACAUUCUCUUGUGUUCACUAUUCCUUGUAUCUGCAUGGAUGAGCUGUUGCCACCUGUUCUUGGUUGCUGCUGGUGUUUUAAUGUGUUCUAGCUGGAACCUGGCUGGGCUGUCUCUAUCUCUGCAAGGAUGGUCUUCUACGUCUCUGCAUGGAUGGGCAUACUUUGCAUGGAUGGCUGGUAAUUGUCUCUACAUGGAUGCCAAAAUGUUCAUCGUCCCUGGAUUUUCUGCAUGGCUUUCUAUUGUGCUCAUUGGCUUGUUUGCUCUUGGCUUCAGCUUGUGGGCUUCUAGCUCCAGCCUCUCCUGCUAA
Populus trichocarpa (black cottonwood) is the source of this 3426-nucleotide messenger RNA. RefSeq lists its product as uncharacterized. The coding region runs from base 1 to 3426 and encodes 1141 amino acids. The transcript is spliced from 7 exons. Gene Ontology annotation, molecular function: catalytic activity. NCBI's taxonomy places the organism in Eukaryota, Viridiplantae, Streptophyta, Magnoliopsida, Malpighiales, Salicaceae. The record is from RefSeq and is a predicted model, not a curated record.